This is a messenger RNA of Effrenium voratum, 3764 nucleotides long. The record is from the annotation of a GenBank genome assembly. Lineage: Eukaryota; Dinophyceae; Suessiales; Symbiodiniaceae.
ACCAAGCAUCACCGCGUCACAGCCCAGCAAGCCCGAUUCCAAAGCCCAUGGAGACGUGAGCCUCAGGAUGGAUCGCCCACGGCUGGAGUCCGACAUCCUCGGGGCCUAUGGCAGGUAUCCGCUGAUUGUGAAGAUUCCCAGCGCUGUGAUGACCGGGGGCACCCUGGGGUUCCGCUACACCGAAUACAAGAUCGAGGUGGAUGACUGUGGAAGGUGUUACUCGCGACAGAGAAGGUAUACCAUGUUCGCCUGGCUGCACGCAGAGCUGCGGCGCCGCGAGCUGGCGUGCGCCCUGCCAGAGCUACCUCCGAAGAAAAUCCUCGGCAAUCGAGACACCGCAUUUGUGGAAAGACGACGACAGCAGCUGGAGGACUACCUGAAGGCCCUGCUCAUGCUGCCGGCAGUCAUCCAGGAUGGCAUGAUUUGGGCCUUCCUGGAUGCUGACGAAGCAACGGCUGUAGUGCCAAGGUUUUUGUGCCGGCCGGCCACCCAUCAUGCUGCAGACAAGUGCCUCUCAGCACUGAAGCGGGCGGUGGCGGACAAGGAGACCGAGAUCUUUCGGCUUUGCGACGCCUCCGUGCUGGAGGAGCUGGCAAGCUUUGCAAAAGCGGAGGCAUCUGAGGAGGCAGUUGUGGCGGUGCCGCAGCAGGCGCAGCAGCUGCUGCAGGUGCGGCUAUGGAAUCGAAUAAAAUUGUGCUUCAUUCUGCUGCAGGUCAUUUGUUAUGACCGUGCGCGGCACAAACUCGUGCAGUCGGGCGUGUUUGGCGCCCUGCUGGCGCUUUUGUGCCGUGCGACGGAGGACGAGGCCGCAGCUAGAAGCAGCGACAGCUGGACAGAAAAUCACCACAAUGGCAGUCUGGCGGCCACCGACUGUGUGAAGCGCCUGAUCCAGGUAACCCAAGGUGAAGCGCUACUUGUGUUUUGCCAGCAGGACGGCGCUUUGGACGCCCUCCGCCGUUUGGCGACAGCGGAGUCCGAAGUGCUGCACGCUGUAUGUGCCUGGCUUCUUUGGUUCGGCCUGCGCUGCGGCGGGGUUGUCGCUGCACUUGCCGGCACGGCUGGAGGUUCCAACAACAGAGGCUUGUCGCUACUUGGGCGACUGCUAAAGUCACCAGAUCUUGGUGCGAGAGCCCUGGCUUCCUUAUGCAUUGGCUGCAUCGUACGCGAAGAGGGUGUCCUGGACGCUGACAGCCGGGAGCAUUGCCUGGAGGCGUUGGCCCCGUUGUCGGCCGAGAUGGACGCAAGGGAGAAGCGCUUCUUGUCGGACGCGGCUCGCUGCGCACUGGCAGGUCCUGCUAAGGAGACUGGCAGAUGUCCGUCCGUCAGUGGGAGCCUGGCCGCGUCCGAGGCACCCACGGUGAAGGAAUCAGUGGCCUCUGCGGACUCUGCGCGGACGCUCCGUUUGUCAGUGAGCGCGCACCGCGAGGACAAACCUGAGGAAGCUCCAAAGGUGCCCGUGAUCACACGAGAUCCGAACCUGGUGAAGCUGCUGGCAGAGAUUUGCAGUCCCAAGGAGCUCCCGCGGCUGCAGGUGCUGCUGGGACUCCAGGACGAUGGCGGUGAAUAUGGUGGUGUAGACACAGUCACUGCAGCUGCCGUGGCUGUGCUGGACCACUUCGUGCAGCACAGCGUGGAGAAGGAUUCUGCAAAGCUGCGAGAGCUUCAACCGCUGAUGCCGCAACUCCAACAGCUGGUAGAGGGCGGAGACGACGGACAGAUGGUGGAGGGAGGUGUGGGCGGCGCUGCCGCCGGAGAGCCUCCUGGGGCGCAGGUCUCUCGAGAGGAGGUCCGUGUUCGCGCUGCCCGCAUUCUGGUGAGAGUCAAGGAGGCCCAAGCAGAGGCCGCCUGCCGUGUGCCUCCCGAGCUCCCAGCCUUUGGCUCUCGGACUCGGAUCCUGGAAGUACUGAUGCGCCAUUCGGACACCUGCCAGGCAAGCGCAGGCGGGCGCAUUCUCCAGUUUCGCGAGCACUGUCAAGCACAAAGCGAACACAUCGUGGCUGGCAACCUGGGGAAGGCGCCGUGCGUCAGCGAGAAAGACUUCCAGGGCUUCCUGAAUGAGCUGGGCCAACUCACCUUGAGUCGCAGAUCCUUGAGCACCCAGAUGACGGGUUUGCAGAAAGCCCUCGAGGACAUGAAUGCUCGCUUGGAUCAGAACCGCGUCAGACACGGUAUUUUGGCCAAGGACGUGUUCGACCUGAACCGCAACUUUGAGGAACUGGCUGGGGAAUCCACCAGGACUGCAGAAGUGCUUGCGGAGCUGAAGAGAUGCGAAGAGGAGCAGCGCAAGAGCAACGAGGAGGUGGAUCACCUUACCGCUCAGCAGCGCGAGGCCAAGGUGGUGGCAGACAACUCCAGCAGCAAGGCAGCUGAGGCUGAGGCUCUGGCGAAGGACCUGAGCAAGCGCGAGGCAGACUUGGCGGAGUUCUGUCACACCGCCCCGGCGCAGCUGGAGCGAUGCCAGGCAAAGCUUGCAGAUGUUUCGGAGCAACGGGCCCACUUCGGGAAGCUUCGCGCAGAGCUGUCCAUGGAGGCGGAUCGCUGCGAGCGUCACCAGCAGGGCUUGCAAGAGGCACUCAAGGAGGCAGACGCGGCUCUGAAAGCAACAGCCCUCGUAGGUCGGGAGUUGGAAGCUUUACGGCCCAGCCUCAACUCGGAGCUCAUCAUGACAGAUGCAGAGGUGGCGCAGAUCCAGGCGCUGGAGGCCAAGUCGCCCUCCAAGCCAGCGCGGCUCCGGCAGAAAGAGAGGCGAAGCAGCGAAUCAAGCCUCUCAAAGGAGCCUAGGCACUGGAUGGAGGAGGCCCAGUUUCUUCCGGAGGAGUCUCCAAUAUCCUCGGAGGUCUUGGCUUCUGAAGCUGAAGCUGACGGGCCCAGCUGGGACGAUGCGGGUGCAGAGCAGGAGUUCCAUUCCGCGCAGCACUUCCGAGCCUUCAAGCGAUUGAACGAGGAGAGAGAACGACUCUGGCAAGAGGAGAGGCGCUGGCUGAAGGGAAGCCUUGAGCAAUGCGAGUCCAACUUGUCCAAGCUGCAGAAGCAGUGCCAAGAGGCGGAAAGCCAGGAGCGCCAGGCGCAUUCGGCCGAGGACGAGCUGCGGAAAGAGAUUGCUGUCCUAGACGAUGCGGAGGCGCAUGGCCAACGUGUGCUGGACGCGUGUGCUGCCGCAGAAGCUGCCCAUGCCAGCCACAAAGAGCUGCAAAGUGCUGCGGUGGAGGCUGCUGGUGCCCAGCAGAUGGCCGCUGCUCACAAGGAGCAGGCUAUGUCAAGGGCCGAAAAGGUCAACGCCCAGUUGGAGAUUGCGCGCGUGGCUGCCGAGGGAGAGGAGAAGCAGACGCUGAAGGUGCGGCAGGACCUGCAGCUUCGCUUUGUGGAGGUGGAAAAACGCGUGAGGGACUUCAUCCAGGAGUGGCGGUGCCUUGAGCAGGAGGAGCAGCGUUUGGCGGUUUUGCAGGAGCAUGUGGAUGAGGGGCUACGUUCAGAAGCCGACGGCCGGCAGCGAGUACGGGCAGAGGUUCAGAUUCUCGUGGAGAGUCUGCGCGAGCUGGAUCACCAGCUGGACCAACCAGAGGCAAGCUUGUAGCUUGCAUUUGCUGAGCUCUUCCAAGAAGAGCCGCAGAGAGUAGCUUCCGGUUCCAGGAAAGAGCUUUUGCAGCCCGCCUUAAUCUAUCAGAUGAUACGAGAGUCUCAAUGAGGCUCUUUCUUUCUCUGCUUAGUCCAAGAGAGGCGCACAGAAGGCUUCAAAGCCCGGCAUCGAUCUGGCACAGCGGGAA